Messenger RNA from Drosophila eugracilis, 621 nucleotides. RefSeq lists its product as uncharacterized. The transcript has a single exon. The record is from RefSeq and is a predicted model, not a curated record. NCBI's taxonomy places the organism in Eukaryota, Metazoa, Arthropoda, Insecta, Diptera, Drosophilidae. The coding region runs from base 228 to 581 and encodes 117 amino acids.
GAAAUGAAUGCGAGAGUUCGGAAGGUCAAGGCAUGGCUUAGAUAUGAGCUCCCAAAGAACUGUUAGCUGUUCGAGCGUAUCUCGAAAAACACCUGUGAGGUGUGCAAACAGAAAACAGAACCGCCAUUCACUAACUGUUUCGAUAAUAACGCGCAGCGUCGAUCCCGCAGAGAGCAUUCUCCCGUUGAUCUCAGACUGCUGGCAACCAACAACAUCCGAGGCUGGGCAUGUCUUUGGCCUGGAUCAUUCUGCUCGGUCUUCUGAUCUCUGAGAGAGGCACCUUCGUCUCCCUAGCCACCACAAGUCCGCCCUAUCGCCUUCGCAGCACUCACCUUCCGGCGAUCAAGUCACCGGGCGUAGAGCAUCGAACAACUCAGCGGGUGCUGCAGAUUACCAGACCUAGAAAGGUUGCCCUGAAGACCGAUAGGACUCAAAAUGUGGAAGAUUUUAAUGAAACCAUUUCGAAAUCGGAGUGGACGGAGUAUAACGUGUGGCAGGUGCUGAAAGCCGAUGGGAAAACCAACCUCUAUAUACUGUUCUUUACAAUAUACAUAAGCUACCUAGUGUAUGUGCUAUUCUAAGUUGAUUUUUUGUGUCAAGUAAAUUCUAGUUAAAAAGAAA